CACAAGUGGCCGGGAUUCUUUGCGGGCGGUGCAAGCGUGCCAAUCAGAUGGCGGCUUGUGGUGUGAGUGGUAAUCAUGUUGAGUCACAGUAAAACAGCACACAUGCACAGCAGUCUCGAAUUGCGAAAACAAAGUCAAACAAUCACGUAGCAGUCCCACCAGUGGUCAUGAAGUCAGACAGACAGGCACGGACAGACAGACAGAAGGCACAGCAGGCAGCCGGCUGUUUGAGCCAAUUCAUCAGAGAGGGAAGGGGUGGCAUACACUCACCUGUACGUACGUACUGCCUGUCUGGCCUUCCUUCCCUUGUCGGACAGUGAGUGCCAGGGGGUGGGUGGCUGUGUCUCAAGUCUCUGAGUGGACGAGGAGGCAUAUCAUAUGAUAUCGUACCGUGUCCACGUGCACUACUUGCUCAGAGACCACUGGACCGACCGACCAAGAGAAGGCAGGCAGGCACGGCAGCAAGGCCGACACACACGCAGUGCCCCAGCAAACAGCCAAGGAAGCGGUCAUAGGCAAAAAACGAGGACAUACAUCUGGGUGGUUCUGUUGUCGAUAAAAAUAAUGUGCGCCGUGUCCCUCGUUUCAUGUGUGCCUUGCCUGUGCAUCCAUCCAUCCAGCUAACAAGCCAAAGCAGCAGCCAAAAUAGGUGGGGCAACGAGUGAGUCUGGCUGGCUGGCUGGCUGCUAGAUACAGUUUCCUACUGCCUGACUCGGGAUGGGUCCACACCGUGCAAGGUGAGACAUUCCGACGGACGAAUAAGGAGUGAUGCCAAUCCAGGCAGAGGCAGGCAGGCAGGCAGAGCGGAGUGUAGUGGAGUGGGGUGAGCCUAUGGGCCAGCCAGACAUGGCUCGUGUCCCUUUCUUAGAAAAGGGUUGGUUGGUUUAUGUACACACAAAAGCUGAGAGAAACACUUCACGCAGCUCAGUUAGUCAGUGAGGAAGUGAGUGGGAAGUGUCACCAUGUAUGUAUGAGCCAGUCAGUAAACACGCACAAGAAACCACUCAUUCCCCCCCACACCACACCCACAUCGAUAGGUAGGGAAUGAGUGAGUGUGAGGGAGUGAGUCAGCAAUCGAUGCAGUCAGUCAGUCAGUCAGUAGACAUAUCGACACCCCUCCCUCCGCCCCUGCCCCUACGUUCGAUUGUAUCGAUCGUGCCGCGCCGCCGCCCGUGCGCUCGCUUCGCUUGGAAGCGUUCACAUGUGGCGCCGACUGACUAACCUGCACCAUCCAUCAAUCCAUCUCUUUACAGGCCCAGCAACAAACCACACAGACCACCCAACCGCUCGGAAUCUUUACAUUCACGCACUCGCCAGCCAUGUAGGCAGUCAGGCAGGUACAUAGGUCAGGCCGGGGCAGCCAGGCAGGCAGGCAGGCGGACAGUCAGGCGGGCAGGUAGGAAGAGAGCAUCAGUCAGCAAAAGACAGGAAGGCAUUUGAAUGGCCACACACCCCAGCCAACACUCACAUCCCUUCGGACAAUCCUUCAAUUGUGUUACCCCCUCUCCCCCAGCCGACAGCACACGACUAAGCUCAACUCAUUAGGCACAAAAUCAGCAUCAGUCAGUCAUCUAUCCAUUGAUUGAUUCGAUCGUAUCCUGAGCUAUUUAAGCAAGCAGCGUAGCUAGCUAUAGCUGUUCAUGGAUUAGGCGUUUGCAUGUGGGAUGUAUGUAUAUGGAUGGAUGUCUGUAUUUAUGUAUACGGACGCCAUGGGCAAGUAAGUACGCAGUUCGACAGGGAGACAGAGGGAGGGGAAGGAGGGAGGGAACGAACGGGCAGGUUAGGUAGGGCAAAACCAGGAAAAUUUCUCUACGGGACGCCAAUGCACUGGCACGGCCAAUGGGUAGCGUUACGAGCACCUGCACACAGACACACACACACACACACAUACAUACAGACGCAGUCAAGUGAGUGCGUGAGUGCGGCUCCCUACUUGAUGCAGAGAUCAAGUGCUGCGUCAUGGUGGACGAUCUGGGACAGGCAGCCGGCUAUCAGCUCAUGCUCCUGGACAGACAUAUCACGCACACAGACGGACAGCCCAUAUGUCAGUGCAGUCAGUCGUCACAUGUGGUAAUGUGGUCCGUCCCUUCACCGGACGGACGCAUACAUCCAUGGUCCGUACCUUUUGGAGCUGGGCGAUCUCGGGGCGCUCGACAAACUUGAGCGACUUAGUCCGGCAGUUGGGCAUGCCGCUGACACCACAGACAGACAGAGACCAGGCGUACCGACGACACAAACGAGCAAGGGAGACAUGAGUCCACAUGGUACGCAGAUCUGCACAGCCUGCCUGCCUGCUCGUUGUCUGUCUGUCUGUCUGUCUUGUCUGUAUCACCCACCUGGUGACAUGGAGAAUGGCUUCUCUCUCAUGCGCACUAUCACCGAAUGAGAUGACGUUACGACGGCACACCGAACUCCGCUCCGAGUAGAACUUCCCGAUCUCGCGAUCAAACGCCUUGGCCUGAGUGAAACACACACCAACACGGACGGCAUGGGAGAUCAUGUCCGUCGGUGUCCACCACCGCUGCCACGUCUGUCCCUGCCUCGCUCCUCCGUCCCUGUCUGUGUAUUUGUGUGCCGCUGUCUGCCUGCCUCUCUGCCUCUCUGGUGUUCGACAGGUGGGUAGGUGCCUCCCUCCCUCCUGUGGGUGCUGUGUCGUGUCGUGUUGCGUUGUGUUGUGUGUGAUGUGUCCCUCCCUCCCUCACCCCUGCAGGUACCUACCUUCCACUCGAAGGGUGACUGGAACCCCUCAGGCUCGAAUGUGCUCCUGGCGGAGAGGAUGCGGUACUGAGUGACUGAGUCGUAGAGGGAGGGCAUGAACUUGCGGCAGGAGAGUUCGAUCCAGCCCUGCUCGGCGUUGGUGAUGAUGACCACCGUGCCCAUGGACGCCGCCAGCUCCAGGGUGCGCUUGGCGCACUCCGCCAUCGAGUCCAGGUGCACCUGCAGGUCCUCGCUCACCACGCAGUCGUUGUCCAGCCGCAGCGACUUCUGCGUCAACCACGUGCUCGGCAUCAACGUGUCGUCCUGCACACACACCAACCCACACGCCAUACACAUCACGCCACACACCACACACCAUGCACCACACACCACACACCACACCACACCACGCGGCAAUUCCCAGCUGUGUUGGCCCCUCGGUGCCUCCCCUGUCCUGCCCUCCCUCCCUCCUGCUGACUGACUCACCCAGUCAAAAAUGAAAAUGGUGGAUUCUGGAGGGAAGCCUUCGGGGGACUUGUCAUCAACAUCCCCCGAACUGUGGUGGCCCUUCUCCAUAUCCAUAGGCACCGUGGAACUGCACACACACACGACACAGCCAAGGACAGGACAAGACACCGAGUGAGGGCAUUGGCUUCGUGUCUGUACUUCCACCGCUCCACAUCCCAGCCCCCGCCUGUCGUGUCUAUCUGCGUAUCAGUCACUGUCCCUCGUCCGUCCGUCCGUCCGUCCGUCCCACACGUGUCGUGUCAUCCCUCCCUCCCUCCCCUCCCCAUCCCACGUCAUCCCACCCCUACCGACCUGGUGGAUGCGUCAUCUUCGGCGUCGAGGAAAUCUUCGUCAUCGCCGCACCGCAGGUCGCUGGGAGGGGGGGAUGAGAGCGACUGCCCACCGUCUAACCCGCUGGGCAGGUCCGCCUCCGUGACGAUUUCAACGGGACUGAGAGACACAGCAACGCCAACACACACGACACACGGCGUCCGUCAACCUCUUCCCGGGUGGUCCUUGACGCCGCUUACGCGAUGGGGUUCGCACAGGUAGCCAUCGCACACGGAAGAGGACGCUCCACCAGAACCAGGUACUCGUAUCUCACUCACAAGGCGAUGUACUGACCACUAUCUCCACACGCCGUGCUGUGUGUUGCGGGGCCUGUGUGGCCUUGUCUUCCGGCGUGCGAGAUAGGAGCCGCUAGGGAAUCG
This is a messenger RNA of Vitrella brassicaformis, 3914 nucleotides long. The record is from the annotation of a GenBank genome assembly. Lineage: Eukaryota; Vitrellaceae.